CUGGCAGCCUGUGCUCUGUGAGCAAGCGAGCGCUGAGAGAGCUGAGCGACAGGGGGAGACUCUCAUCUAUAAAAGGGGAGUAAGGCUCCAGAACUGCCAGAGGGAGAUUUGGUAGCCCUUACCGCUUCCUCUGUGGCACUUCUCUGAGCUAGAGUUAGGGUGCCUUCUGAAUAUUGGAUCGGCCACCCUACCACCUGAUCAGCCAGAAGCCUGCCAGGGACAAAACAGUAAGCAGGUCAUUCAUCCCCAGGCUUUGAGAUCUGCGUGGGGGGAGCUCUUGAAGCAGCCCCAGCAGGCAGACGGGUGAGACAGAAUGGCGUGGUCCAGGCUGAUGCUGGCAGCUUGCCUCCUUGUGAUACCCUCUAAUGUUGCUGCGGACUGCCUGUCCCUGUGCUCCCUGUGUGCAGUGAGGACUCAGGAUGGGCCCCAUCCCAUCAACCCUCUGAUUUGCUCCCUGGAGUGCCAGGACCUGGUGCCGCCUUCAGAGGGGUGGGAGACAUGCCGGGGCUUCUUGUCUUUUCUCACCCUGUCUGCCUCUGGGCUCCGUGUUAAGGAUGACUUGGAGAAUGAGGUUGCUUUGGAAGAAGGCUACACUGCACUGACCAAGCUCUUGGAGCCCCUCCUGAAGGAGCUGGAGAGAAGCCGACUUCUUACCAGUGUCCCGGAGGAAAAGUUCAGGGCUCUCUCCGGUAGGUUUGGCAAUGGAAAAGAAUCUGAGCUGAUGGGUGCUGACCUGAUGAAUGAUGAAGCCGCACAGGCUGGCACGCUCAAUUUCAAUGAGGAGGACUUGAGAAAACAGGCCAAACGCUAUGGCGGCUUUUUGCGAAAAUACCCCAAGAGGAGCUCCGAGAUGGCUGGGGAAGAGGGUGGGGGCCAGGAUGGGGAUCAAGUAGGGCAUGAAGACCUAUACAAACGGUAUGGGGGCUUCCUGAGGCGCAUUCGCCCCAAGCUGAAGUGGGACAACCAGAAGCGCUAUGGUGGUUUCCUGCGGCGUCAGUUCAAGGUGGUGACUCGGUCCCAGGAGAACCCCAGUACCUAUUCUGAAGAUUUAGAUGUUUGAUGCAUAACACUUCCCCUCCACGGAGUUGGUCUGCCCCCACCCCUCCUGUACUAAAGCUUCAUCCUCUUGUGCUUGUCCCAACGCUCGCUCCGUUGAGCACUCCUACGAAAACACCUAAGCCCACCCCCACCCCACUCCCCGUCCUGUUCAGCCUAGGAGUGCAGUGCUCAUUUGCAGGCAGAGUCAGGGAAGAGUGGAGGUCCCCUGCCAAUAGGUCCAGUGUCCGGCUCAAACCCCUAGACCUCUAAACUACCACUACUAGUGGCAGCUUUUUCGAUAUCAGCCCAACCGCUCUGUCCCUGUGACCCCUCUGCACCCCAGAAUCCAGAGAAACCUGUUCUUUGUACCUAUAGGUCUGUGGUCUCUAAACUUCACUGAUCCAGUGCUCCUCUUGGAAGAAAAAUGAGCACUCCCUGAUAGUAUUGCAUGUGGACCGUGAGACACACAGUGUAGAAACAUAAAACCAGAUAUAUGCUGAUGAAGAUCUUAACUGUAUUCUCAGCCACAGAGGCUCUUAUGCACUCUACUCUGGAGGCCACAGGCUAAAUGAAAAGCCUUUUCACGGACAGGGAUUAUAACCCUAGGGAGGCCAGGCUUCUAGCAUGCUAAUGGUCUGUGCAUCCAGAGCCCUCAUGGUUUCAAAUGUGUCCUGGAAAAGCCCAGCUCCUAGACCCUGGUUAGGGCCGUGCCUUUCCCAAGAGUGAAAUCCCCUUGCUCAUGAUGAAAACCCGUCCUUCUGAAGGCUGAAUGAUAAGGGGGGGAGCAAAGCAAACUAAUUUGUUCUGUACAACACAUUCAGAAUUUGGGCCAGUUCCCACAGCCCUCAUUAAAAGUGAUCAGUAUCACACUUCUAGCCCAUGAGGAACCGAAUUGGAUCAGCGCUGCUGCGGCUGGGCACAGCUGUGUUCUUCAGUAGUCAGUUGGCUGCGGGAGCCGGAGCCAUUUGACUGAGCCAUUUGGCCCAGCAUAUGCACUGGUACUGGGUAGUGGGAUCCAGAAGCAGCAGCUGAAGGAGAGCCUGUCCCACCUCAACACAACAGUGAGCCUCAUUCUCUAUGUCUCCAAAUAAAAGCAGAGAAGGAAGAGAACAAUUGGGUGUUCAGGGUCAAGUGGACUCGAUGGAUUCAAAUAACCCAGGAUCAGAGGCAAGGUCCUCCUCGGUUUCCUCUCCCCACCUCCAGGCAGAUAGUUAGACUGACAGGUUAAGGAGAUGGGGCUGGACAGGAGAGGAAACAGACUGGAUUUGCACAUUUGCAUAAGAUAUCUUGAGCGUCCCUCUCCACACACAGGCCACAGCCUGUAGAGCUCUUUGUGUAUUCCGAAAUGUGUAGAUUGUUUUAUGGCGACUUGUGUGCUGCUUUAAAAAAAAAAUCACAUUUAUCCAACGUGGAACAUGUGAGUCCUUAAUAGAUUUGUGUAGUUUCCUGCUUCUCUGGUAUAAUAAAUAAAGUUAUGCGAUGGGUUGCUGUGUU
Grammomys surdaster is the source of this 2532-nucleotide messenger RNA. RefSeq names its product prodynorphin (gene Pdyn). Gene Ontology annotation, molecular function: opioid receptor binding. NCBI's taxonomy places the organism in Eukaryota, Metazoa, Chordata, Mammalia, Rodentia, Muridae. The record is from RefSeq and is a predicted model, not a curated record. The transcript has 4 exons. Gene Ontology annotation, cellular component: neuronal cell body; dendrite; axon terminus. Bases 314 to 1060 code for a protein of 248 amino acids. Gene Ontology annotation, biological process: sensory perception; chemical synaptic transmission; neuropeptide signaling pathway.